Molecule: messenger RNA, 805 nt
Organism: Tigriopus californicus
Lineage: Eukaryota; Metazoa; Arthropoda; Copepoda; Harpacticoida; Harpacticidae
Product: coiled-coil domain-containing protein 115-like
Exons: 3
Coding region: 1-609 (202 amino acids)
Biological process (GO): vacuolar proton-transporting V-type ATPase complex assembly
Cellular component (GO): extrinsic component of endoplasmic reticulum membrane
Source: RefSeq, a predicted model, not a curated record
AUGUCUUUGUUCUUAAGAUGUUGUUUUUCAUUAGUCAGUCUACCUCGAUUUCAGGAGAAAAAGAUGACAGCAGUUGAGUCACAAUUGGAUAGUAUGAGUCUACGAGUCUUGGAACUGACCCAAGAUCUGGUCCAAGCCAAGGUUCAUAUGGAGACCUUGACCAAAGAAGGCUAUUUCUUGUUGGCAAAGGCCAGAUAUUCCAUGGGCGGAGCAGCCGUGAGUCGGCUUCAAUUACCAAAUGAAAAUACUCUGGACUUCGACGCCAACUUCAAAGUACACCUUCAAGAAGAUGCAAGCAACGAUAUAGACGUGAAAUAUCCCCUGUUUCAUCAUUAUGCUGCAACCGAUCAGAGCCACACCAAGUUCGACGAGGGUGUCAAAAACCGAAAAGAACCCCCUCUCACCACAACGAAGGUUGACGACCUGGCCCCAGAAAGGCUGAAUCAUAACCCUCUUCGAUGGUUUGGCCUUUUGACUCCACCCGUCUUAAAGCAGAGUCAGCAGUGCUUCCAGAAGGCUCUGGAACUGUCCCUGGAAUGUGCCAAUCUCCAAUGCGAGCUCACCGCAGUCAUGACCCAGAAGAACCAGUUAAUGAAGAGCCGUAUUUGAAUUCCAACUUUUUGUUGUCUACUGAUUACCAUGCAAUGCUCACAGGUCAAACCUCCACGUGCUUUAAAGGUCCGCAGAUUAUUGUUUCAGAAGUCCAGUUAUUGUAAUUAUUGUGACGCUGCUAGACGCGUUUUUCUUGACCGAAUAAAUAUGCAAUGUUAAGUUUGAGUUAUGCCACAUGUUAAGAGAACACGUU